AUGAAGACCUUCAUCUUCCUUGCUCUCCUGGGAGCUGCUGUCACUUUCCCCACUAGUGAUGAUGAUGACAAGAUCGUUGGGGGCUACACCUGUCAGAGGAAUUCUGUUCUCUAUCAGGUGUCCCUGAAUGCUGGCUAUCACUUCUGUGGCGGCUCCCUCAUCGAUAAAAAAUGGGUGGUGUCCGCAGCUCACUGCUACAAGUCCCAAAUCCAAGUGCGUCUGGGAGAAUACAACACUAAGGUCUAUGAAGGCAAUGAACAAUUCAUAAAUGCAGCCAAGAUUAUUCGCCACCCCAAGUAUAACUCAGCCACCAUUGAUAAUGACAUCAUGCUGAUUAAGCUGAGCUCAGCCGCCACCAUCAACUCUCAAGUGGCCACCGUCUCUCUACCAAGAUCCUGUGCAGCGGCUGGUACUCAGUGCCUCAUCUCUGGCUGGGGCAACACGCUGAGCAGUGGCACCAACUACCCUGACCUCCUGCAGUGUCUGAAGGCUCCCAUUCUCUCUAACACUGCUUGCCGCACAGCCUACCCGGGCAAGAUUACUACAAACAUGAUAUGUCUGGGAUUCCUGGAGGGUGGAAAGGACUCUUGCCAGAGUGACUCUGGUGGCCCUGUGGUCUGCAACAGCGAACUCCAGGGCAUUGUCUCCUGGGGCAAUGGUUGUGCUCAGAAGAACAAACCUGGAGUCUACACUAAAGUUUGCAACUACGUGAAAUGGAUUCAGCAGACCAUUGCUGCCAACUAA
Messenger RNA from Piliocolobus tephrosceles (Ugandan red Colobus), 744 nucleotides. Its product is annotated as trypsin-like. The coding region runs from base 1 to 744 and encodes 247 amino acids. The record is from RefSeq and is a predicted model, not a curated record. Lineage: Eukaryota; Metazoa; Chordata; Mammalia; Primates; Cercopithecidae. The transcript is spliced from 5 exons. Gene Ontology annotation, molecular function: serine-type endopeptidase activity. Gene Ontology annotation, biological process: proteolysis.